AUGCUUGUGCCGCACAAGGACCAGGAACCAGGAAGUCCAGCUCAUGUUGCCAGCCUAUCCGACCGGGGUUAUGAGCCUGUGGUGAUAGAGGGUUAUGGACCUGUGGUGAUAGGGGGUUAUGAGCCUGUGGUGAUAGGGGGUUAUGAGCCUGUGGUGAUAGGGGGCUAUGAGCUUGUGGUGAUAGGGGGUUAUGAGCCUGUGGUGAUAGGGGAUUAUAAGCCUGUGGUGAUAGGGGGGGGUUAUGAGCCUGUGGUGAUAGGGGGUUAUGAGCCUGUGGUGAUAGGGGGUUAUGAGCCUGUGGUGCUAGGGGGCUAUGAGCCUGUGGUACUAGGGGGUUAUGAGCCUGUGGUGAUAGGGGGUUAUGAGCCUGUGGUGAUAGGGGGUUAUGAGCCUGUGGUGAUAGGGGGUUAUGAGCCUGUGGGGGGUUAUGAGCCUGUGGUGAUAGGGGGUUAUGAGCCUGUGGUGAUAGGGGGCUAUGAGCCUGUGGCGAUAGGGGGUCAUGAGCCUGUGACGAUAGGGGGUUAUGAGCCUGUGGUGAUAGGGGGUUAUGAGCCUGUGGCGAUAGGGGGGGGUUAUGAGCCUGUGGUGAUAGGGGGUUAUGGGCCUGUGGUGAUAGGGGGCUAUGAGCCUGUGAUGAUAGGCGGUUAUGAGCCUGUGGUGAUAGGGGGUUAUGAGCCUGUGGUGAUAGGGGAUUAUAAGCCUGUGGUGAUAGGCGGGGGUUAUGAGCCUGUGGUGAUAGGGGGUUAUGAGCCUGUGGUGAUAGGGGGUUAUGAGCCUGUGAUAGGGGAUUAUGAGCCUGUGGUGCUAGGGGGUUAUGAGCCUGUGGCGAUAGGGGGCUAUGAGCCUGUGAUGAUAGGGGGUUAUGGGCCUGUGGUGAUAGGGGGUUAUGAGUCUGUGGUGCUAGGGGGGUGUUAUGAGCCUGUGGCGAUAGGGGGUUAUGAGCCUGUGGCGAUAGGGGGUUAUGAGCCUGUGACAAUAGGCGGUUAUGAGCCUGUGGUAAUAGGGGGUUAUGAGCCUGUGGCGUUAGGGGGUUAUGAGCCUGUGGUGAUAGGCGGCUAUGAGCCUGUGGCGAUAGGGGGUUAUGAGCCUGUGGUGAUAGGGGGUUAUGAGCCUGUGGUGAUAGGGGGUUAUGAGCCUGUGGUGAUAGGGGAUUAUGAGCCUGUGGCGAUAGGGGGUUAUGAGCCUGUGGCGAUAGAGGGUUAUGAGCCUUUGCGGGGCGGGGAGUACAUUGCAACUUUAUAUUUAUUUAUUUGA
Molecule: messenger RNA, 1254 nt
Organism: Liolophura sinensis
Lineage: Eukaryota; Metazoa; Mollusca; Polyplacophora; Chitonida; Chitonidae
Product: ice nucleation protein-like
Exons: 7
Coding region: 1-1254 (417 amino acids)
Source: RefSeq, a predicted model, not a curated record